This is a messenger RNA of Populus trichocarpa (black cottonwood), 4384 nucleotides long. RefSeq names its product probable disease resistance protein At4g27220. Gene Ontology annotation, molecular function: ADP binding. Bases 8 to 4036 code for a protein of 1342 amino acids. NCBI's taxonomy places the organism in Eukaryota, Viridiplantae, Streptophyta, Magnoliopsida, Malpighiales, Salicaceae. The transcript has 4 exons. The record is from RefSeq and is a predicted model, not a curated record.
GUGGAAAAUGGCUAUCGAAAGUGUUGGUGAAUCCAUUGUAUCUAAGAUAGCAGAACUCUUGGUGGAACCAACAAUAAGGCAAUUUCGUUACAUGUUCUGUUUCAACAAUUUUGUUCAAGAAUUCAAUGAACAAAAGAAGAACCUGGCUUUGACACUAGAUCGUUUGCAAAAGGCUGUCGAAGUUGCUGAAAGAAAUGCUGAAGAAAUUGAGAAAGAUGUCAACAAAUGGUUGGAGGAUGCAAACAACGAAAUUAAAGGUGUGGAUCCAUUGGAAAAUGAAACAGGAAAAAAUGGCAAAUGCUUUACUUGGUGUCCAAAUUCGAUACGACAAUUCAAGUUAAGCAAGGCACUGGCAAAGAAGACGGAGACUUUGAGAAACCUUGAAGAAAAUAGCAAAAAGUUUCCAACAGUGUCCCACAAAGCACCUCUUCAAGACAUAGAAUUUCUUCCAUCAAAGGGAUUCACACCCUCAGAAUCGUCAAAAAAAGCUUUUGAACAAAUUAUGGAAGCUCUCAAAGAUGACAGUAUCGAUAUGAUCGGACUGUACGGCAUGGGAGGGGUGGGUAAAACCACCCUAGUGAAAGAAGUAGGCAGGAGAGCCAAAGAGUUGCAUCUUUUUCAUGAAGUUUUGAUAGCCACGGUGUCCCAGAAUCCAAAUGUCACAGACAUUCAGGAUCAAAUGGCAGAUAGUUUAGGUCUGCGUUUUGACGAGAAAAGUAAAAAAGGGAGAGCAGAUCGAUUAUGGCAGAGACUGCAGGGAAAGAAGAUGCUUAUAAUCCUAGAUGAUGUCUGGAAAGUUAUUAACAUGGAAGAGAUAGGGAUCCCAUUUGGUGAUGCUCACAAGGGUUGUAAAAUUCUUCUAACAACACGUCUUAAGGAUAUAUGUUCUUAUAUGGAGUGCCAGCCAAUAGUGUUGUUAAGUCUCUUAUCUGAAAAUGAAGCAUGGGCUUUAUUCAAAAUCAAUGCAGGUUUACAUGAUGAGGACUCUACCUUGAACACAGUGGCAAAGAAGGUUGCGAGAGAAUGUAAAGGAUUGCCUAUAGCACUUGUGACAGUGGGAAGGGCUCUAAGAGAUAAAUCUGCUGUUGAGUGGGAAGUAGCGUUUAAAGAGCUCAAAAACUCUCAAUAUUUGCACAUGGAACAAAUUGAUGAACAAAAAAAUGCAUAUGCAUGUCUCAAGUUGAGUUAUGAUUAUUUGAAGCACGAGAAAACCAAGUUAUGUUUCUUGCUAUGCUGUUUAUUUCCAGAAGAUUACAACAUUCCAAUUGAGUACUUGACGAGAUACGCAGUUGGCUAUGGGUUACAUCAAGAUGUGGAGUCCAUUGAAGAUGCAAGGGAACGAGUUUAUGUGGCAAUCAAAAACCUCAAAGCUUGUUGUAUGCUGUUAGGAACUAAAAGUGAAGAAUAUGUGAAAAUGCAUGACUUGGUUCGUGAUGUUGCAAUUCAGAUAGCAUCAUCAGAAAAAUACGGAUUCAUGGUAAAGGCUGGCAUUGGGUUGGAGGAGUGGCCAAUGAGCAAUAAAAGCUUUGAAGGUUGUACAGUAAUUUCCUUAAUGGGCAAUGAACUCACAGAACUUCCUGAAGGAUUGGUGUGUCCACAGCUCAAAGUUCUAUUGUUAGGACUGGAUGAUGGUUUGAAUGUUCCAGAGAGGUUUUUUGAAGGGAUGAAAGCAAUUGAAGUUUUGUCUCUUGAUGGAGGGUGUUUGUCAUUGCAAUCACUUGAAUUCUCAACGAACCUUCAAUCGUUGUUGUUGAUCAGGUGUAAAUGCAAGGGCCUCAUUUGGUUGAGAAAGCUGCAAAGACUUAAGAUUCUUGGUUUUAUAAGGUUCUCUUCCGUUGAAGAAUUACCUAGUGAAAUGGGGGAGCUCAAGGAGUUGAGGUUGUUGGAUGUGACAGGUUGUGAAUUGCUAAGAAGGAUUCCUGUGAAUUUGAUUGGAAGGUUGAAGAAGUUAGAAGAACUGUUGAUCGGGGAUGAGAGCUUCAAGGGAUGGGAUGUUGUUGGAUGUGACAGCACAGAAGGAAUGAAUGCGAGCCUAACAGAACUCGAUUCGCUGUCUCAUUUAGCUGUAUUAUCAUUGAUGAUACCGAAGGUUGAAUGCAUUCCCAGAGAUUUUGUUUUUCCCAGGCUGCUCAAAUAUGAUAUACUAUUAGGGGAUUGGUAUUCACUCGAUAAAGAAUACCCAACCUCGACAAGGUUAUAUUUGGGUGAUAUCAGCGCCACAUCCUUCAAAGCAAAGACAUUUGAGCAGUUGUUUCCUACUGUGUCUCAAAUUGGUUUUAGCAACAUUGAGGGUUUAAAAAAUAUAGUAUUGUCCUCUGAUCAGAUGACCAUCCAUGGCCAUGGGUCGCAAAAGGACUUCUUACAAAGAUUAGAACAUGUACAAGUGACUGCAUGUGGGGAUAUUCGCACUCUGUUUCAAGCAAAAUGGCGGCAAGCUUUGAAAAAUCUAGUGAGUGUGGAAAUUAAUGAAUGCGAAUCAUUGGAAGACGUAUUUGAAUUGGGUGAGGCUGAUGAAGGAAUUAACGAGGAGAAGGAGCUGCGGCUGCUAUCAUCUUUAACAAAGUUACACCUGCAAUGGUUACCUGAGCUCAAAUGUAUAUGGAAGGGGCCCACCAGACAUGUCAGCCUCCAAAGUCUUAUUCAUCUGGAGUUGUUGUCUCUUGACAAACUGACAUUUAUCUUCACACCGUCCCUCGCUCAAAGUCUUAUUCAUCUGGAAACACUACAGAUAGAACAAUGCGAUGAAUUGAAGAGUCUUAUCAAAGAACAGGAUGGCGAAAGGGAAAUAAUUCCAAACUCUCUUGGCUUCCCAAAAUUAAAAACUCUUUCUAUAAGUGGCUGUGAUAAACUGGAACAUGUCUUCCCUGUCUCCGUGUCUCCAAGUCUUCUGAACCUCGAACAGAUGAAGAUUACAUUAGCUGACAAUUUAAAGCAAAUAUUUUACAGUGGAGAAGGAGAUGCACUCACCAGAGAUGGCGUCAUCAACUUCCCUCAGCUAAGAAAAUUGAUUCUUUCAAAUUGCAGUUUUUUUGGUCCAAAGAAUUCUGCUGCCCAGUUGCCUUCUUUGCAAGUGUUAACCAUUCAUGGCCACGAAGAAUUGGGUAAUUUGUUGGCACAGCUCCAAGGGUUAACAAGUUUGGAAACAUUACAUGUGUACUCCCUGCCUGUGCCUGACAUGAGGUGUAUAUGGAAAGUCCUUGUGCUAAGCCAUUUGACUUCUUUGGUGGUGAGGAAUUGUAAAAGACUAACACAUGUAUGCACAAGCAUCAUGAUUACUAGUCUAGUUCAACUGGAAGUUCUAGAGAUAUCAACUUGUGAGGAAUUGGAGCAAAUAAUUGCUAAGGAUAAUGAUGAUAAAAAGAAUCAGAUAUUAUUAGGGAGUGAUCUUCAAUCUUCAUGCUUUUCUAAUUUGUGUCAACUUAAGAUCAGAGGAUGCAACAAGUUGAAGAGUCUCUUCCCAGUAGCCAUGGCUUCAAGUCUCAAAAAGCUCCAAAAACUUGAAGUACGAGAAUCCUCUCAAAUAUUGGGAGUAUUUGGACAGGAUGAUCAUGCUUCACCUAUCGAUGUUGAGAAGGAGAUAGUACUCCCUGAUCUGCAAGAGCUGUCUCUAGAACAAUUACCGAGUAUUGUCUGCUUUAGUCUUGGAUGUUAUGAUUUCUUAUUCCCUCAUUUGGAGACGUUGAAGGUGCAUCAAUGUCCAAAAUUGACCACAAAAUUUGGUACUACAUCAAAUGGUUCCAUGCGGGCUCAAUCAGAGGUAUCUCAAGUAGUCGAGGAUUCAAGCACUGGUUGCUCCGUGCCAACCACCACUUGUAGAAUGUGGACCCGAAAUAAUGGGUGGUGGGAAGAGGAAAAAGUGGAAGAGGAAGAGGAAGAGGAAAAGGUGGAAGAGGAAGAGGAAUGGGAGGAGGAAGAGGAAGAGGAAGAGGAAAAGGUGGAAGAGGAAGAGGAAUGGGAGGAGGGAGAGGGAGAGGAAGAGGAAGAGGAAAAGGUGGAAGAGGAAAAAGACGAGGAUGGAGGUGGUCAUGAUAAUUAAGUCAGAUGAUAAGUUUGGCAUUGGAAUUUGAAAAACAUGCUAACAAUUCAUUCUUGCAGGUUGGUUGGUUGGUGCUGCGAAUGUUUUUUAAUUUGUGGAAGUGAUUUCAACUGUUUCAUUGGCAAUGGCAUACAAUUUGGCUUUGGCUUUGUAUUGUAAUUUUAUAGAACUUCUAAAAGAAGGAUAUUGAUUUCUCUAUCUAUGUGUGUUGUUUACCCAUGCAUGUCAUGUUGCGUCUUUAGUCAUUAUUUGUGCGAACCUCAAGAAAUAAGGGCGUAUGUUUGCUUGCCCAUUUGUGUUUCUUUUCAAGUGUCUGAACCUUCAAAAACAAGGGCAUAAUAUUACUCA